Molecule: messenger RNA, 5311 nt
Organism: Rhododendron vialii
Lineage: Eukaryota; Viridiplantae; Streptophyta; Magnoliopsida; Ericales; Ericaceae
Product: DNA (cytosine-5)-methyltransferase 1-like
Exons: 12
Coding region: 406-5088 (1560 amino acids)
Cellular component (GO): nucleus
Molecular function (GO): chromatin binding; DNA (cytosine-5-)-methyltransferase activity
Source: RefSeq, a predicted model, not a curated record
CAGAGGUCAGAGAGAGAGAGAGAGAGAAGAGAGAGAGAGAGAGAGAGGAAAGUAAGAUCAAGAAUGCCAAAAACUUUGCAAAGGCAGUAAAGUCACCAAUUAUACACAACACAUUUGUGUCUAUACACAGUUAGGGUUUUUCUCCCAAAUUUUUUUUACCACUUUGGUUUUUCAUGGUGGCGCGCUCCUGAAACCACUUUCCCGCCAUUAGUCCAUUUUUUGAAACGAACGAAAACCCCCCAAGUGGUAUAAAAAACCCUCUUCCAUUCCCCCCGCCUUUGUCUCUAUGCUUCACCAGCUGUUUCAUUCCAAACAGUUCUAGGGCUCUCUAUACUUCUUCGCCGGGUGUUUUCUCGGAUCGAUCUUGCUUUUGGGCGCCGUAGAUUCGUUGGGUCGAUCGGCGAAAUGGGUUCGGCGAGUCUGAUGGUGGCCAGCCAGGGUGCCGUCGUCAAUGGGGCCCCGUUGGAAGGCGAAGCGAAUCCAGGGAUGAAGGAAAAGAAAACAAGGGCUAAACAGAAACCUACUGCUUCUGGUGAAGUGACUGCAAAACCAAAGAAAAAGCGUUCGUCGGAGAGCACUGAAAAUGGUUCUCGAAAAAUGCCAAAGCGAGCUGCUGCCUGCAGAGAUUUUAAGGACAAGUCAAUUACGAAAUCUGACAAAUCAGAAAUGGUAGAAACAAAAAGAGACCACUUAGUAGAAGAUGAGUUAGAAGCAAUAAGCUUGACUGCUGGCCGUGAUGAUAUGCGGCCAAAUAGGAGACUGACCGACUUUGUCUUCCAUGAUGAAGAUGGAAAACCACAACCAGUAGAAUGUUUGGAAAUGACAGACAUUUUUAUUUCGGGUCUCAUCUUGCCAUUGGAUGAAACUUCUGACAAAACUAAGGGAAAAGGAGUUAGAUGUGAGGGCUUUGGGCGUAUAGAAACUUGGUCAAUAUCUGGAUAUGAAGAUGGCUCUCCGGUCAUAUGGGUCUCUACUGAUAUUGCGGACUAUGACUGUGUUAAGCCAGCUGGGGGCUACAAAAGUUUGUACUGUCUUUUCUAUGAAAAGGCCAAUGCAUGCAUUGAGAUUUACCAGAAGCUUUCAGUAUCUUCUGGGGGUGAUCCUAACCUUAGUCUUGAGGAGUUACUUGCUAGGGUUGUCCGCUCUUUGAGUGGAAGAAAGAAUUUUCCUCGUGGGUUAUCUGUCAGAGAAUUUAUUCUUUCGCAGGGAGAAUUUAUCUAUAAUCAACUAAUUGGCUUGGAUGAGACAUCCAAGAAAAACACUCAGAUCUUCUUUGAGCUACCCGUUCUUGUUUCCCUUAUGGAUGAAAGUAAGAAAACAAUGGGUUUUGUGCCUGAAGAAAUGGUUCCAUCUGAUAGAGUGUUAGAAAAAACUCUGACUAUUCGGGAUGGAGAAAAACAUGAAUUAACUACUGCUGAUGAGGAAGACGAGGACAUGAAGUUGGCCCGCUUGUUGCAGGAAAAGGAAAACUGGCAAGCACUGAGACAGAAGAAAAGGCAGCGCGCGGUUUCUUCAUCGAACAAAUAUUACAUUAAGAUCAAUGAAGAUGAGAUUGCUAAUGACUAUCCUCUUCCUGCAUAUUACAAGACAGAUCUUCAAGAAACUGAUGAGUAUGUCAUUUUUGACAGUGAUAUUGAUGCAAAUUAUCCAGAUGACCUUCCUAGAAGCAUGCUGCAUAACUGGGCUCUCUAUAAUUCUGAUUCGCGCUUGAUUUCUUUGGAGCUUCUUCCAAUGAAACCCUGUGCUGACAUAGACGUCACAAUUUAUGGCUCAGGGAUUAUGACUGAUGAUGAUGGAAGUGGGUUUUGUCUCGAUGGGGAGUCUAAUGGAACUUCUAGUUCUUCUGGGCAACACAAUGUCGAUGGAAUUCCUAUAUAUUUGAGUGCAAUAAAGGAAUGGAUGAUAGAAUUUGGAUCGUCAAUGGUCUUUAUUUCAAUUCGGACAGAUAUGGCCUGGUAUAGGCUUGGAAAGCCAUCAAAGCAGUACAUGCCAUGGUAUGAACCAGUUCUGAAAACAGCCAGGCUUGCAAUUUCCACCAUUACUUUGUUGAAGGAACAAAGUCGAGUAUCACGACUUUCAUUCUCCGAUGUCAUUAGUAGGUUGUCUGAAUUGGACAAGCAUCAUCCUGCUUAUAUUUCUUCCAAUCCAGUGGCGCUAGAGAGAUACGUGGUAGUCCAUGGACAAAUUAUACUGCAGCAGUUUGCUGAGUUUCCAGAUGAUACUAUUAGGAAGUGUGCUUUUGUGACUGGUCUUCAUGAUAAAAUGGAGGAAAGACAUCAUACAAAGUGGUUAGUGAAGAAAAAAAUGCUGCUGAGGAAGGAAGCAAAUUUGAAUCCAAGAGCAGCAGCGGCAUCUGUGAUCUCUAAACGGAAGGCUAUGCCGGCUACGACAACAAGACUGAUUAAUAGAAUUUGGGGCGAGUUUUACUCAAAUUACUCCCCGGAAGACUCAAAGGAGAUUGAUACAGAAGAAGUGAAGGAAGCUGAAAUUGAGGAGGAACAAGAAGAUGUAGAAGAAGAUUGUGAAGAGGUUGAAGAAGAAAAAGGACUUGUUAUUGAGCAAAUUGUGAAACCUCAUUCGGCAUCAAAAGAAAGAAAGUCACGCUGUUCUAGUGAGGAAAUUACAUGGGUUGGGAAAGAAGUUGGUAGAACAUGCGAGGGUGGGGCUCUCUACACACAAGCAGCAGUUUGUGGAAGCGUUGUGUCAGUUGGUGGUUCUGUACUGGUGGGCCUGGAUGACUCUGAAGAAUGUGCUUCUAUCUAUCUUGUGGAGUACAUGUUUGAAAGCUCAGAUGCUAGAAAAAUGGUUCAUGGGAGAUUGAUGAUGAGAGGAUCUGAGACUGUUCUUGGGAACACAGCUAAUGAGAGAGAGGUGUUUCUAACAGAUGAUUGCUUGGAAUUUGAACUGGAUGAUGUCAUACAAACUGUGGUUGUUGAAACUCGGUUGAGACCUUGGGGUUACCAGUAUCGGAAGUCUAACGCCAUUAAUGAUAAGCUCGACCGGGAAAGAGCAGAGGAGAGGAAAAAUAAAGGAUUACCCAUGGAAUACUUUUGCAAAAGUGAGUAUUGCUCUGACAAAGGUGGUUUCUUCAGUCUUCAAAAAGACUCUAUGGGCCUUGGUACGGGGCUUUGCCACUCCUGUAAAAGUACAGAAGCCAAAAGGCAGAAAGAGCUCUUUGUGUUGGAUUCUUCCAUGACUGGCUUUACAUAUGAGGGAGCUGAGUACUGCAUUCACGACUUUGUGUACUUAGGUCCUCAUCAUUUUGGAGAAGAUGAGGACAGCGCAACUUUUAAGGGUGGCAGGAAUGUGGGUCUGAAAGCUUAUGUUAUAUGUCAUUUGCUGGAGAUUGAAGGAGGCAAGGCUUCUAAAAAAGCUGAUCCUAAAUCAAUGAAUGUUAAAGUUAGGAGAUUUUUCAGACCAGAGGAAAUUUCAGCGGAGAAAGCAUACCGUUCGGAUGUACAAGAGAUUUACUACAGUGAAAACAUAGUAACGGUGCCUCUUACUGCCAUAGAAGGAAAAUGUGAGGUCCGAAGAAAGCAUGAUCUUCAAUUUAUGGAUGACCCGGCAAUUUUUCAGCACAUCUUUUACUGUGAAUACUUUUAUGACCACAAUAACGGAGCAGUCAAGCAGUUGCCAGCUAAUAUUAAACUAAGCCCAUCAAAAAGCAAGGUUGCGGAUGAUGCUAUGAAUAGAAAGAAGAAAGGCAAAUGUAUAGAAGGAGAAGAUGGGCUUGAUGAAAAAAAGGAGGCAUCUUCAGCAAAUUGCCUGGCCACGCUAGACAUUUUUGCUGGUUGUGGAGGGUUAUCUGAAGGUUUACAGAAAUCAGGAGUGUGCCAAACUAAGUGGGCAAUUGAAUAUGAAGAACCUGCAGGAGAGGCUUUCAAAUUUAAUCAUCCGGAGGCCCUGAUGCUUAUUAAUAACUGCAAUGUGAUUUUAAGAGCUAUCAUGACAGCAUGUAGAGAUGAAGAUGACUGUAUUUCAACUUCUGAGGCGGCGGAGUUAGCAGCAAAGCUCGAUGAGAAGGAGAUCACUAAUUUGCCUCGACCUGGACAAGUUGAUUUUAUCAAUGGAGGGCCUCCAUGUCAGGGGUUUUCUGGAAUGAAUAGGUUUAACCAGAGCACAUGGAGUAAGGUUCAAUGUGAAAUGAUCUUAGCAUUCUUGUCAUUUGCCGACUACUUCCGGCCUAAGUAUUUCCUGCUAGAAAACGUCAGAAACAUUGUUUCAUUUAACAAAGGGCAGACGUUUCGGCUAACCCUAGCUUCUCUCCUUGAAAUGGGUUAUCAGGUAAGAUUUGGCAUUUUAGAAGCUGGGGCAUUUGGUGUUUCACAAUCUCGGAAACGUGCUUUCAUAUGGGCAGCUUCUCCUGAAGAGACACUUCCAGAAUGGCCAGAGCCAAUGCAUGUUUUUGCUGGUCCAGAGCUUAGAGUUGCAUUGAAUGGAAACAGCCAAUAUGCUGCUGUGCGAAGUACUUCAACUGGUGCUCCUUUCCGUGCAAUAACUGUACGUGAUACAAUUGGAGAACUUCCAGAAGUUAAAAAUGGUGCUUCAGCUACUCCGAUGGAGUACAAAGAUGAACCUGUGUCGUGGUUCCAAAAGAAAAUCCGAGGCGAUACAACUGCCUUAACUGAUCAUAUUUCGAAAGAAAUGAACGAGCUCAAUCUCAUUCGGUGCCAAAAAAUACCUAGACGCCCAGGUGCCGAUUGGCGUGACCUUCCUGAUGAAAAGGUUCGGUUAUCUACUGGACAAUUUGUUGAUUUGAUACCUUGGUGCCUGCCAAACACCGCGAAAAGGCACAAUCAAUGGAAGGGCUUGUUUGGAAGGUUGGAUUGGGAAGGAAACUUUCCAACUUCAAUUACUGACCCACAACCGAUGGGAAAAGUUGGGAUGUGCUUUCACCCCGACCAGGAUAGGAUACUCACAGUCCGUGAGUGUGCUCGAUCCCAGGGUUUUCCAGAUGGCUAUAAAUUUGCCGGAAAUAUUCAGCACAAGCAUCGGCAAAUUGGCAACGCUGUCCCUCCACCCCUGGCAUAUGCUUUAGGGAGGAAACUCAAGGAAGCAGUAGAGAAGGGAAAUGCAAAUCAUAGUUGAAUUCCUCAAUGUGUAGAAAGUCCGGGAAAUUUGUGUCCAGUAUGAGAAAUGGCUUGUCGAUACAAAGCUCAUUGCUUCCUAUAUUGCAAUGGGGUUCUAGAAAAUCUAGAUUCGAACAUUCAAAAUCAGUGAAUGGUAGUAGUAUGUCGCUCAGGUGCUUUGUUCAUGAGCUGAAUUUUUUCACUUUAAGCAAUGAAUCACUCCACAAACGGAUUGAGUUGUC